Molecule: messenger RNA, 675 nt
Organism: Fusarium musae
Lineage: Eukaryota; Fungi; Ascomycota; Sordariomycetes; Hypocreales; Nectriaceae
Exons: 2
Coding region: 1-675 (224 amino acids)
Source: RefSeq, a predicted model, not a curated record
AUGGCUAUGUCGAAGGCAGUCUCGGAACAAGAGCUUGAGGCGAAGGGAAGACAAGAAGCUCAAGAGAGGCACAGGCGUAAACUUGAAGCUGAAAAGUUCUUGAUCAAGCUUGAAUGGCCCUUGGACUCCAUUGAGGCUGUUGCACAGGCAGCCGGUAUCCCAUCACCUGAUGAGGGUGCUAUUUCUGGCCCCUGCUAUUUUCUCGAGAUCAACGCUAUCAAUAAGGCCACCAUCGAAGCAUACCUCAAGACAAAUCCGAGCCUUACUGGCUUUUCUCCAACCUUCUCCCAUGGAACCCAGCAAGAAAGAGCUUUUCACCUCCCUCACUGCAUCCGACAUUGGAAUGAGUACCCUGUUUGGUACUUCAUUUACGGAGGCCUAGUUGAUCACAGUGUAUUGGCCGAGCUACUAGGUGACAAUCUUCGAUUCUAUACGGCUGUGAUUAUCGGAGGCAGUUAUAUAGGAAACUUCAGUCCGGCCAACAAUGUUGAAGAUCUUAUAUCCUCGACUUCCAUAGCAUUACAGGCUGAAACACAAGAACAGGAGGAUAUGCUACGAGCGUAUCAAGGGGAUGCCUAUGAAGUCGUGCGAUGUCCUAUUUACGUUAUGCGUAUGGACUAUGGAGAAGAGGUUCCUGGUUUGACAUUUCGGCUGAUCAAGAAAGCUGCGGACUAA